AUGUCAAGCCCCAGAACUCAGCCAAGCUGUCCCGUGGAGUUCACUGCAGGAGGCUGGGCCUGCCCGCUGGCACAUCAUCUCUGGACAGCCAUCAGCAAGGCAGUGUUUGCGGAAUUCCUGGCUACGGGGCUCUAUGUUUUCUUCGGUGUGGGCUCUGCCAUGCCCUGGCCUUCUGCGCCUCCCUCUGUGCUGCAGAUCGCUAUCACCUUCAACUUAGUCACAGCUAUGGCCGUACAGGUCACCUGGAAGGCCAGUGGGGCCCACGUCAACCCUGCUGUGACUCUGGCCUUCCUCGUGGGCUCCCAGAUAUCCCUGCCCCGGGCUGUGGUCUACAUAACUGCUCAGCUGGCAGGGGCCACAGCAGGAGCUGCACUACUCUAUGGGGUCACACCAGGGGAUAUCCGAGAAACCCUUGGGGUCAAUGUGGUGCGCAGCAACGUGUCGAAUGGCCAGGCAGUGGCUGUGGAGUUGGUGUUGACCCUACAGUUGGUCCUCUGUGUCUUCGCAUCCACCGACAGCCGCCAUUCCUCAGGCUCCCCGGCCAUCAUGAUUGGAAUCUCCGUGGCACUGGGCCACCUCAUUGGGAUCUACUUCACUGGCUGCUCCAUGAACCCAGCCCGCUCCUUUGGCCCUGCUGCCAUUGUUGGGAAGUUCACUUUUCACUGGAUCUUCUGGGUGGGACCACUGUCUGGUGCCAUCCUGGCCUCGCUAAUCUACAACUUUAUACUGUUCCCCAACACCAAAACCCUGGCCCAAAGACUGGCCAUCUUCACGGGUACCGCAGAAGCAAAACAAGCAGGAGGGGUGGAACCCCAGAAAAAAGAUCCCCCAACUACUUCAGAAGACACUGAGAUGGAGAAUGUAUGUCAAAUGAUAUAG
Molecule: messenger RNA, 879 nt
Organism: Suncus etruscus (white-toothed pygmy shrew)
Lineage: Eukaryota; Metazoa; Chordata; Mammalia; Eulipotyphla; Soricidae
Gene: AQP6
Product: aquaporin 6
Exons: 4
Coding region: 1-879 (292 amino acids)
Biological process (GO): transmembrane transport
Cellular component (GO): apical plasma membrane; plasma membrane
Molecular function (GO): water channel activity; nitrate transmembrane transporter activity
Source: RefSeq, a predicted model, not a curated record